GCUGUGACCCGUGGGGCCAUGCUGUGACCCGUGGGCUUCUCUGGGGUGUGCCCAAGCAGAUGGCGCUCCAGCUUCGCGCGUCCCCCGCCGCCCAAGGCUGCCGAGGCAGGCGGUUUCCUGGAACCGGAUCCUCGGCCUCGACAGAGCCGCCUCUGCCAUCGCCGCCUGUAGCCAUGGACCUGCGAGCGGAGCUGCUCAAGUCCAUCUGGUACGCCUUCACCGCCCUGGAUGUGGAGAAGAGCGGCAAGGUCUCCAAAUCCCAGCUCAAAGUGCUGUCUCACAACCUGUACACGGUGCUGUGCAUCCCCCACGACCCCGUGGCGCUGGAAGAGCAUUUCCGCGAUGACGACGACGGGCCGGUGUCCAGCCAGGGUUACAUGCCGUACCUCAACAAGUACAUCCUGGACAAGGUGGAGGAAGGUGCUUUUGUCAAAGAAAACUUUGAUGAGCUCUGCUGGACCCUGACGGCGAAGAAGAAUUACAAGCCUGACCGCAAUGGGAAUAGCGUUAUAUCCCACCAAGAUGCCUUCAGGCUCUGGUGUCUCUUCAACUUUCUGUCUGAAGACAAAUACCCUCUCGUCAUGGUGCCAGAUGAGGUGGAGUACCUGCUGAAGAAGAUCUGCACAGCCAUGAACGUGGAGCUGAACUCUGGCGAGCUGGAUGACUACCUCUCCCAGGAGCCGCAGGGGCAGGGGGGGCUGACGGUCUGGCAGUUCCUGGACAUGGUGAACUCGGGGCGGUUCCUGCGCGGCAUUGAGCAGGAGGCCGUCAGCAUGGCCGUGGAGGAGGUGUACCAGGAGGUCAUUGAGGACGUGCUCAAACAGGGCUACCUCUGGAAGAAGGGCCAGCUGAGGAGGAACUGGUCGGAGCGGUGGUUCACGCUCAAGCCCAGUGUCCUGUCCUACUACAUGAGCGAGGAGCGGAAGGAGAAGAAGGGGAGCAUCGCGCUGGACAAGCACUGCUGCGUGGAGGUGCUCCCCGACCGAGAUGGGAAGAGGUGCAUGUUCUGCGUGAAGACCUCCUCCCGCACCUACGAGAUGAGCGCCUCCGACACCCGGCAGCGCCAGGAGUGGACCCUAGCCAUCCAGACGGCCAUCCGGCUGCAGGCUGAGGGCAAGAAGUCCCUGCACAAAGACCUGAAGCAGAAGCGCCGGGAGCAGCGGGAGCAACGGGAGCAGCGCAAGGCGGCCAAGGAGGAGGAGACGCAGCGGCUCAAGCAACUCCAGGAGGAGAAGGAGAGGAAGCUGCAGGAGCUGGAGCUGCUGAAGGAGGCCCAGCGGCAGGCAGAGAUACUCCUGCAGGAGGAGGAGCAGCGGCGGAGGCAGCAGCAUGAGGAGAUGCAGAGGACCCUGGAGAUCCAGCUGCAGGAGGCUGAGCAGGCUCGCGCCUCCAUGCAGGCAGAGAUGGUCCUGAAGGAAGCAGAGGCAGAGCGGCAGCGCAAGCGCAUCCUGGAGCUGGAAGACAUGCAGGAGCGUCUCCAGGAAGCCCUGCAGCAGGAGGUGAAAGCACGGCAGGACGAGGAGUCCGUGAGAUACGCACAGGCCAGGCUACUGGCUGAGGAAGAGGAGAAGCUGAAGCAGCUGAUGAAGCUGAAGGAGGAGCAAGAGGAGUAUAUCAUCAAAACUCAGCGGGAGAAGCAAGUCCUCAAGCAGGAGAUGGAGAACAAGAACAAGUGUCUAGAAGAGGCACAGAAGCAGCUGGAAGAAGUGAGAGUGAACAGGCAGCGGGUGGACCAAGACGUCAUGGCAGCCCAGCGGAAGCUGCGACAGGCCAGCACCAACGUCAAGCACUGGAACGUCCAGAUGAACCGGCUGAUGCACCCCAUCGGGCCUGGAGACAAGCGUACAAACGUGAGCGCAGGAGGCUUUGCUGGCUACCAACCCUUCCUCUCCCAGAGGGAUUCUUCUCUCAAGCUCAAGCAGAAAGUGGAGGAUAAAGGCAGCGACCCCACAACGGACAACGGCAAGGAAAACGUGAGCAACGGUGGGAACAGUGGCGUGCCACCACCUCCGGAUGCGGACCCCAUGGCCACAGAGCCCACCAACUAGCCCCACGGGAUGGCAGAGCCCAGCGGGGAACUGCGGGGGCCCAGCACGUCCCUCUGAGCGGACACGGUCAAUAUGGCCAUCUCUGGACGGAGACAAGUGGGGACCGGCACAGAGCCUGUAGAUGACUACAUAGAAGGCAGAGAUGCUCCCAUUUUCUUCAGGGAAGGGCCGCAGCUGCACACCAGGGGGUUCAGCCAGCCCACCGCUGGGGAGAAGGCGGCGGGGCCAUCUCCUCUGGUCUCCCCACAUGUGGGUCUGGACCGCGUGGCCGAGGGCUGCGGUUCCCUUUUGGUUUCUACCAGCAGGCCCUUCUGCAUCGCCGGCUGCGCCCUUGGGUGCGUGGCAAGCCUUGGCAGACAGAGCGGUGCCUCCUCACCACCCCCACAGAAAGGCUGGGGUGUCCUUAGCUAACACGUGCAUUCCUUGAAGGUGGUUGUUAAUCACUGGGGUCACGUAGAUGUUAGCAGAAACCAACAAGCAAUAAAGCUUUUGGAGCUGCUGGCCCCCAGAGACCUCCUUCCCCACGCAUCUGUGGCCCUGCAGGCCCUGCCCUCCCUCCCUGGCAGUGUGGGGGUUUGAUUCCCACUGUGGGAAACAGCCCGUUAAAAGAAAUCAGACACCAGCCAUGGAAAGAGGCUCCACCAGUGGGUUUUGGGUUGGUCUGCGGAGGCCCAAGGGGGACACAGAUGCUGGUGAGCUGGCCAUAGACGAUGAGCUCCUCUCCGGGGGGCAGCGGUAACAUCUGGGAGGGCCAACAGCUCUGUAUGAUUAAGUGCUUGUACAGGAAGGUAACAGUGCUCAGGGCUUCAUUUAGGUCUUUGCCCUUGGACUGCAGGACCCCCGGUUUCAGGAGUCCUGGCUCAGGGUCUGGUCCAAGCCCGCAGAAGGCAACGGCAAAGACUCCCAGGGGCCAUCCGAACCAGGAGCCAGUGGAUGCGGCAGCUCUCUCCCGUAACGCUGGCCUUGGCCUGGCUCCUCCAGCUAAUUUGCUCCCAAAAAACCUGAGAACAAAAGCCAAGUCUGUUGGCAAACCUCCCCAAACAAAACAAAGCAAAGCAACACGUGCUGACACCGGGGUUAGUUUGUCCAAGUACCUCUGUUUCAAUACAGUCCCGUUCACCGGUGA
Falco peregrinus (peregrine falcon) is the source of this 3174-nucleotide messenger RNA. RefSeq names its product DEF6 guanine nucleotide exchange factor (gene DEF6). The coding region runs from base 60 to 2048 and encodes 662 amino acids. Lineage: Eukaryota; Metazoa; Chordata; Aves; Falconiformes; Falconidae. The transcript has 11 exons. The record is from RefSeq and is a predicted model, not a curated record. Gene Ontology annotation, cellular component: nucleus; cytoplasm.